Messenger RNA from Galendromus occidentalis (western predatory mite), 1207 nucleotides. Its product is annotated as pseudouridine-5'-phosphatase. The record is from RefSeq and is a predicted model, not a curated record. The coding region runs from base 4 to 735 and encodes 243 amino acids. The transcript has a single exon. Lineage: Eukaryota; Metazoa; Arthropoda; Arachnida; Mesostigmata; Phytoseiidae. Gene Ontology annotation, molecular function: phosphatase activity.
AGAAUGGCUUUCAAACCCGUGACACACUGCAUCUUCGAUUUCGACGGUCUGCUCGUGGACACCGAGAGGCUCUACUUCAAGAUCAUCGACGAUGUCCUCAAGGAAUUCGGUCAUCGUUACACCGUGGAGAUCAAGCUCAUGGUUCUUGGCUGCACAAGGAAGGAUUGUGCAAGAAUUGUCAUCGAUCAUUGCCGUCUGAACAUCACAAUCGAUGAAUUCCUUCGCCUCAUGGAAGAGAAAUGCAUUGAGACACUACCAAAAUGCCAGUUGCUCCCCGGCGCAGAACGGCUCGUUCGCCAUCUCGUCAAGAAAGGAAUCCCGAUCGCUAUCGGCACCAGCAGCUCACUCGCAGCGCUCGAGCUGAAAACGACUCAUCAUGGGGAUUUCAUGAAGAAUUUUACCCAUCUGGUCAGUGCUACGGACGACCCGGAAGUCGCAGCUGGGAAACCCGCACCCGACGUCUUCCUAGUGUGUGCCCAGCGAUUUGAGUCCCCCCCGCAGGCUAGUCGAGUUCUGGUGUUCGAGGAUGCUCCUAAUGGUGUUCGGGCAGCUCUGGCCGCCGGAAUGCAAGCGGUGAUGGUGCCCGACCCAGCUGUCGUUACUCAGGAUCAGCGCAAUGAAGCCACGCUCUGUUUGAACUCUCUCGAGCACUUUGAGCCCGAACUUUUUGGCCUCCCUCCAUUCGACGAUGAAAUCCUGAGCGAAUCACCUCCCCUCAAUCCCAGGAAUCUCUAGACUUCUCCCCGAAUCGGCCCGACUUCCCGAGGGAAUUUCCCGGUUGAGAAAUUUCCGCGGAGGUCUGGAGCCAUGCAGAACGCUCAUCCUCCAAGAAGCCUGACCAUACGGAAAACUAAAGCGUAUAUAAUUGUGACAUAAGUGUGAAUCGAAGGAUCUGUAUCAUUGAAAGACUGAUGCAUUCGAGAAUUGAGAAAUGAAAAACACACAACUGAUGAUGAACUUGAUGGAGAAGAGUUUUCUUCGCGACAGAAUGCGUUUCUCGGAGAGCCUCUCGAGAUUCUCUUAGCACUCGGUCAGCAUCGAGCUUUGGCGACCGAUCCACUUGGCGAUUCGAUGGCGGAACUAAGCACUGUAGAUUCAUGCCGAAGUUCAUCCCGAGUUACAGGCCUCAACCUUUGAGACUACGAAUAACUACUAUUGGAAUAAUUGGAAUAUAAGCUAGAGUAUCGAGUCCGCCCGGACUCCACCA